Adineta ricciae is the source of this 702-nucleotide messenger RNA. NCBI's taxonomy places the organism in Eukaryota, Metazoa, Rotifera, Eurotatoria, Adinetida, Adinetidae. The record is from the annotation of a GenBank genome assembly.
AUGUCCCAAAGAAUGCCAUACCAGUAUUAUCAAAAUGAACCGCAUCCUUCACGUCCAGGUUCAGCUCAGGCAGCACAUGUGCAACAUGCUACAAAUGGUUCAAACUAUGCAAGUCGCACAACAACUAUCAUCGACGAGCAAAUACGUAACAGAUUACCGACGUUGGUUCUUAAAUUAGAACAGCGAGCCGCUCAUAAUCGAAAUAGUGGGAAAAUGCAAAGCUACCAUAAACAUCCAAAGUUGGCUGAUCUUUCAGAUCGUGAACUCGACGAAUAUCUUGCAUAUAAUCUUCACGAGUUCAAACGCGACUUGAUGAAUAAUAUUGACAGUUUUCAUAAAACGCUGCUUUCGGCAAAACCAAAUCCUGCCAAACAAAGAGACGAUCCUGAAGGUUAUCGAAUUCACCUUGAGAAAUAUCAAGAAUUUUUACAGAUUGCGAAUCAAAUUAUGAAAAACAUGCAAGAUUCAUUUAACGACAUUCUAACACGCUAUCGAGAACAUGUCGAUAACCUUUGGUCAGCUAUUUGUCAAGGUCAAGAUGUGCGACAAGUGCAGCAUCAUUUUCAACAAUAUAUGCAACAAAAUAUGGCGCGUUAUUGGCAGCCUGUUUUCGACCGUGCUGAUCGACUCAUUGCAGAAAUUGAUCUGAACUUCCAUCAAUACUCAGCACAUCCGGUGCAUGUUAUCAAAAUAACACAUUAA